Camellia sinensis is the source of this 1676-nucleotide messenger RNA. RefSeq names its product polyadenylate-binding protein-interacting protein 9. Lineage: Eukaryota; Viridiplantae; Streptophyta; Magnoliopsida; Ericales; Theaceae. The record is from RefSeq and is a predicted model, not a curated record. Gene Ontology annotation, molecular function: RNA binding.
UUUCAACUCUCUCUCUCUCUCUCUCUCUCUACACACACUCACUCUUAUAUACAUACAAAUAUAUACACACUCACUUUCUCUCUCUACAGAAGGACAGGGCUUGGCCACAGCCAAAGGCCACCUGUUUUUCCUCCAUAAAACCACCACCAAGAAAAACCACAACAACACCUGUGAUCAAUUUCUUCAAAAACCCUAAUUCACACUUUCUCUCUCCUCAUCUCUAAUUCACAACACCACCUGUGUCUAUAGGCUUUUUGUGUAUAAAUGUAGAGAAAACAAGAAUCCCAACAGAAUACACUUUAAAUCACCCAAAUCUGUUAAACCCCAGUCUCUUUCUAUGCAGAGCAAAAUUGGGUUAGAGAAAGAGAGAGAGAAUUGCUCUUUAUAGAGAAUUUUCUAUAAAUUUAGAGUCUUUUUUGUUGUUGGGUUUUGGGUUUUUGAUUCCAUGGCUGCUGGUGCGGAGGUGACUGGUGAGGCAGUGGUGGAAGUUCCUGUUGUUGAGUCUUCUUCACCAGACACUUACACUACUGCCAAUGGUAAUGCUGAAUCUGUGAUUACUGAUUCUAAGAACUCUGAUUCCAAAUCGGAAUUCAAAAUGCAAGACAUUGUCGACAUGCUGUCGAAGCUGAAGCUGAAUCCCCUCGCGAAGGAAUUCUUUCCUUCAUCUUACUUGCAUGAUCGUAAUCGUGAUCAGUCUCUGCCCAACAAUUUCUCUCCAACUCAAAAGAAUUUGGGAAUUGAUGGCUACCCAAACAAUCGAAGGAGAAGAAACAAUGGUAACCAGGGGAGGAGGAGGUCGAAUGGGAGAGCUUUUAGAGCUCAAAGAGAAGACAGUAUUAGGCGAACUGUGUAUGUUUCUGAAAUUGAUCAUAAUGUCACUGAAGAGCAGCUUGCUGCCUUAUUUAGUAGUAAAUGUGGACAAGUUGUUGAUUGCCGAAUUUGUGGCGAUCCACAUUCACUUCUUCGCUUUGCAUUCGUAGAGUUUGCUGAUGAGCGAGGUGCAAGAGAAGCUCUCAACCUCUGUGGGACAAUCAUAGGUUUCUAUCAAAUUAGGGUCUUACCUUCGAAAACUGCUAUCCUUCCUGUGAAUCCAACAUUUCUCCCUAGGUCAGAAGAUGAACGAGAGAUGUGUGCAAGGACUGUAUAUUGUACAAAUAUUGAUAAGCAGGUUUCUCAAGCUGAUGUCAAGUUAUUUUUCGAAUCUUGUUGUGGCGAGGUUUCUCGCCUGAGGCUUUUGGGGGAUAAUGUGCAUUCAACCCGCAUUGCUUUUGUUGAAUUUGCUGUGGCAGAGAGUGCCAUUGAAGCACUGAACUGUAGCGGGAGGCUCUUGGGAACCGAACCCAUUAGGGUAAGUCCUUCAAAGACCCCUGUGAGGCCGCGUGCUCCUCGCCCUGCAGUACAUUAACUACUUCCCGGAGGCUGAGUCAAUAUUUGGAUGGAAGUCAGUGUAUUCCCCUGUUGAGAAAGACUCCAGUGAUGGAGUGCUGAACCUUUCUUUCAUUUCAGUGUUUGUGUCAUUUCUAUAGCAACAACAAACAGUUACUUUCCUUGCAACUGAACAAAAUCGUAGCCCUGCUUCAAUUGAAGUUUUUUUUUUCGGGCGGAUGGUCCCGUUCAACUUUUAACUUAAAUAUAUAUUUUUUUCUUUUCACAAUGCAAUCUAUCGAUUUUGAUAA